UAAAUUUGUUUCUGAUUUACCAUCUUUUGAACUUCGCUGUCCACUAUGAAUAAAUUUGUUUAAGCGAACUGCCAAGGCACUUCCCUUUCAGCCGGCUUCUAAACAAUUGCUCAAUAAUACUAAAAGAAAAAAUCGAAUCCAGCAGCGGCAAUCCAACCCACUACUGAGUUUCUGAUUUUAAAUAUGUUAGUGUCAUCGAAUUCACUAUUCAAUUGAAGUCCCCCGGAGAAAAACUAAACUCUGAAGUCUGAUACUCUGGUCAAUUUCAGCUUGGAAAAAUGGCUUCUUUCUCAUCCCUGACAAGACCCUUAUCAGAAUUCUCACUAAUUUCACAACGUUUGAGCGAUCAGUCGACUAAUUCACUUGGUUUUGUGAAUGCCCCAUCAGAUACAACACAUGGGCUCUGGUAUUUUCAGCCUGGGAUUGUCAAAAUGCGGUCAAAAUCGUCACUUUAUUUCAAGAACUCAUAUAAAACCGAGGCUUCUACCAAGACGAAUUCGGGAAUUCCAUAUGAAGUUCCUAUUCUUUCUUGCUCAGAGGCAAUUGAAAGGUUAAGUAAAAAUCGAGAAACUUACAAAAGCAAGGAGCAGUUUUUAUCUAUGUACUCUAGUGUGUUCGGUGGAAUUACAACUGAUCCAUCUGCUAUGCUAAUCCCAAUGGAUGAUCACAUGGUACAUAGAGGGCAUGGAGUUUUUGACACUGCUGCAAUCAUGGACGGAUAUCUGUACGAAUUGGAUCAGCAUCUUGAUAGAUUCUUGAAAUCAGCAACCAUGGCCAAAAUUAAACCUCCCUUUGAGAGGGAAACUAUACGCAAGAUACUCAUACAAACUGUCAGCGCUUCAAAGUGCAGAAAAGGUUCCCUGAGAUACUGGCUUUCAGCAGGACCAGGUGAUUUUCAGCUAUCUCCAUCAGGUUGCCAUCAAUCUGCUCUGUAUGCCAUUGUAAUCCAAAAUCAAUCGCCACCAGAUUACAGUGGUAUCAAAGUGGUAACCUCAUCACUUCCGAUUAAACCUCCUCAGUUUGCUGUCAUGAAGAGUGUGAACUAUCUACCUAAUGCUCUUUCGAAGAUGGAAGCUGAGGAGAAGGGUGCAUAUGCAUCAAUAUGGCUUGAUUUUGAUGGCUUUGUAGCUGAAGGACCUAACAUGAAUGUGGCCUUUGUGACAAAAGAAAAGGAACUACUGACACCUGAAUUUGACAAAAUUCUCAGUGGAUGCACAGUUAAGAGGGUUCUAGCACUGGCAGAAAGUUUGGUUGUGAAUGGAAUGCUUACUGGAAUAAGAGUAGAUAAAGUAACUAUUGAGGAAGGAAAAGCAGCAGAAGAAAUGAUGCUGAUUGGGAGUGGAGUUCUAGUUCGUUCUGUAGUGGAAUGGGAUGAACAGCAAAUUGGGGAUGGUAAGUAUUUCAUGCUUUGAUCAGGUUAUAUUUUUACGCUUGUCUUGUGAUUCUGCAUCCGACUAACCAAAAUUUUUGCCGGGAAAUGCUGGUUUGUGUGUGAUGCUAUGUCUUCUACUCUGAAGCAAUACCGAGCUCACGUAUUUUGUAAAUACAACUGCUGGUAUAUUGUUGUAGGCAAAGAAGGUCCAGUGGCUCAGGCUUUACGGAACCUCAUUCUGGAUGAUAUGAAAUCAGGACCUGCUUCAGUUCGAGUUCCUGUUCCAUACUAAUGUGAUAAACACGCAGUUCUGUUUCAGCAAAGUUUGCAAGCUUAUUUUGUUCUUGCUACCUAUAAUUCCAAGCUUUUAACUAGUGGAGCUUCAGCUUUCUUGUAGUCUGUAAGAUAUGCCCUAGUCAAGCUUUCUGUACUUUCUAUGUUUAGAACUGUGCUAUUGCAGGACUGGCAUUGAUCAUUGAAACAUUUCUACUCCAAUUUUAUUUCUAGAACAAAAUGAACUAUCAAAAUGAGAUGGACGGAAUGGUGUUUUUCUUUUUCCUUUGAUUGAAAUAUUCAUGUUUUUAACAUUCAGUUGAUGAAUACUAGAACAAUAUCUUAACUUGAUUUAUUUUUCUUUUCUUUUUUUCAGAGAUGGUAGUGAUGUUAUAAACAAUUUAUAAAGUAUAAAUCGAUUAAUG
Messenger RNA from Oldenlandia corymbosa var. corymbosa, 2070 nucleotides. NCBI's taxonomy places the organism in Eukaryota, Viridiplantae, Streptophyta, Magnoliopsida, Gentianales, Rubiaceae. The record is from the annotation of a GenBank genome assembly.